This is a messenger RNA of Nerophis lumbriciformis (worm pipefish), 5257 nucleotides long. RefSeq names its product BAI1 associated protein 3 (gene baiap3). Gene Ontology annotation, cellular component: recycling endosome membrane; secretory vesicle; late endosome membrane. Gene Ontology annotation, biological process: regulation of dense core granule exocytosis; positive regulation of neurotransmitter secretion. Gene Ontology annotation, molecular function: SNARE binding. The record is from RefSeq and is a predicted model, not a curated record. NCBI's taxonomy places the organism in Eukaryota, Metazoa, Chordata, Actinopteri, Syngnathiformes, Syngnathidae.
GGCAAACGUGUGCUCGGCCAAGCGCUUUUCUACGCGUCUCCACACACAAAAUGAGCUUUUCUCUCUCGUCUGUUGCAGGAACCAAAAAAAAAACCCUUAAAAUCUUUCCCUGCAAGUUGAUCGCUCACUCGAAGCCUCUGUCGUCGUGCUGACACGGAGCCCCCCACCUUAAAAAAAAAAACAAGAACUCUGAGCCUUUUUUGACUAGCGGACAACUGCCGGGAGAGGACACAGGUGAGCACCAUGACGACGCUGCUGGACCUGAAGAGUAGCGUCCUGCGCCAGGUGCAGAGGAGCCAGUCGCUGAGGAGCCGCCGGGAGUCGCCGCCCACCGAAGGAAGCCCCCUCACCCACUGCCCCGAACCCUUACCCCGCAGGAUUUCUGAGGAGAGCAUGGAGUUCUUUGAGCGAAUGAGCGCCAUUCUGCAGAAACAGGACAACAUGCUGCAGGCCGCCCAGGCCGAGAGCCAAAGAGGAGCCUGCACGGUGCCGCCACCCCAGGAACACGUGGACCAGGCUUUUAUUGCGGACAGAAUCAGCAGGACGGAGCUGGACCUGCUAUAUGAGGAGGCCGUGUACUCUGUGGUCAACCGAGUCGGUGUGCCUGCACCAGAACAUGUGACCAGCGACGAGGAGCUGUUUGCGUACCUUCUCAAGGUGUUUGAUAUGGGCGAGGAGGAGCAUGACAUCAUACUUCAGAAAGUGCAGGAGUUUAAGAGAGCCACUUUCUCCUUGAGAGUCUCCGUCCUGAAAGCCAAGAGUCUGCUGGCGAAGGACGCCAACGGCUACAGCGACCCCUACUGCAUGCUGGGUAUCCUGGAGGGCCAGAGCCCCCGGGAGCCGGAGGAGAAGAAGGAGAGGAAGUUCAGCUUCAGGAAGAGGAAGGACAAGCUGGAGAAACGCUCCAGCACCAAGGAGGCCUUGCCGGCCAGGUGCAUCCAGGUGACCGAGGUCAAGCCUGAGACUCUCAACCCGGUCUGGGACGAACACUUUGUCUUUGAAGUGGACGAUGUGCACAAUGACCUACUACAUUUGGACAUUUGGGAUCACGAUGAUGACGUUUCGGUGGCCGAGGCCUGCAAAAAGCUCAAUGAAGUCAGCGGGCUUCGAGGAAUGGGAAGGUAUUUCAAGCAGAUCGCAAAGUCAGUGCGUGCCAACGGAUCGUCCUCGUCCGGCUCCGAGGAGAACGCAGAUGACUUCCUGGGAUGCAUCAACAUCUCUUUAAAUGAGAUCCCCGUCGGCGGCUUCGACACCUGGUUCAAACUGGAGCCCCGGUCCAGCGCCUCCAAAGUGUCAGGAGAAUGUCACCUGAUACUGAAGCUGUUCACCAGCCAGAGAGACACAACGCUGUCUAAGAGAGAAUCCAACGUGUCCAUCCACAAGAAACUGCUGAGUCGGAUUGUUGAGCACGAGCAUGCCCAUGUCAAGCGGGAGCCGUACAACUGGAACGGGCAGGUUAGCCCCCCGGCGUGGACCACGCUGACUCACCACGCCAUGCAGACGGACCUCACCCGCCUCCAACAGGCCAUCAUUCGCUGGCAGUGCUACAGCAGCCACCACCGAACCCAGCGUGUGUGCUACUCCCUGCUGCUGCGCCUCCUGAGGGCCAUCGAUGCAGAGUGGGACCCUCCCUCUGUGAGAGGAGACCUGGAGAGGCAGCUCUCGGACAGUUUCAGGCUGUACACGGAGCACUGCCUGUGCCUGAUGAAGAACAUGAGGCAGGUGUUCCCUUGCACCAGCGCCGCCGCCGUAACGCGCUACGAACUUAUGCUAAGGGGGAUUGGCUACAUGCAAAACAUGCGGGCGUUUAAGACUGUUUGUCCUCUGCGGAACGAGCUGCACUUGGACAUCACCUCUGCUGUGAAGAAAGGAACCUCGGAGUGGUACGAGACCCUCAUCGCGCAACACAAACCGGAAGACGGGUCUCUAGAGGAGCAGCUGAAGAAGCUGGUUGUGGUGGUGGACGCCGUGUGCGCCGACAUGCAGAGAGCCCAGAACAUCUACAACAAACUCUUCUACAGUGCGGUCAAAGUGGAUUUCUUCAGCGUGUCCUACAGGCAGCUGGAGAAACUGGUGGCCGAUGAUGUCAACGUGGCCAUGGAGAGGCUGUGCGGCACCUUGGAGCAGGAAAGUUCCAGACUGACGCAGACUACGGGCGAGACCGUGUUCGAGCUCUUCAUGUCGUUGAAAAGCCUCAAGGGCUUCCGGGAGUUUCUUCCUCUCAAAGAUUCAAAGAUGUUGGCCUUGACGGGAUUCCACAACUGGUUCAAGUCGUCCAUCCACAAGUUCCUGCAGGUGGUCCAUGACCGAUCAUGUGACAGGAUCUGUAAAGCGGUGGAAACAGACAAGAUGGAGGCGGUGCAGCAGGUGCGCCACAGCUCCUCGGCAUUGGAGGUAACGUCCUGCUUCAGACAAGUGAGAGACAUCUGGCUGCAGCUGGCCUGGCCGGACUCUGCGGGCGCCUUCAUCUUCGUCACCCGCCUGACCGACAAUUUUUGCAGCGAGGCCGUGAGCUACUCGGAGAUGCUGACACGCAAGAUUGAGAGGAACCAGCUGGGCCGAGACCACAAAAGCUUUAUAUUGCAGCUCUGCGUGGCCCUGAACAACGUGGAGCACGUGCGGGUCUUCCUGGGUCACCUGCCUCGCGACCUGGACUGGUCGGGCGUGGAGCGCGCCAUGGAGGAGUCGUGCGGGGCCGAGGGCAAGGAGCAGGUCUACAAGGCCCUCAACGGGCAGCUCUUCAACAUGGACCUGGACCUGCAGAGGGAGGCUAAGCGCCUCACCGCGCUGCUCACUGACAAGAUGCUGCCUGAGCUGAGACGGUACCUCCAACACAUCAGCUUGUCCCCAGACUCCAUCAACAAUGACGACGCUGUGGCCCCGCUCAUGAAGUACCUUCAGGACACCAUGGUCAUCCUCACUGACACGCUGGUCAAAGACAACCUGGCUCGAGUUCUGCAGAGUCUGUGGGAGCUCCUGGUGCGCAUGAUCCUGGACUCGGUGACCGAGAACCGAGGCAUUCAGGUGGAGUUCUACAACCGCUUCCAAUACACAGUGGAGACGCUGCUGCAGUUCCUCCAUGACAACGGAAAGGGUUUGUCCCUGGAAGACAUGAAGAGUGGCGACUACAAGGUCCUGGAGGAGGAGCUGAAGCUGAACAAAUGUUCCUCCUUCGAGCUGAUCGAACAAUACUACCUGGAGAAGAUCUCCCUGCAGAAAACUCUCAAACACACACGCUUCGGUCGUAUCAGCGUCAAAUGUUACUACGACGCUCCCGAGCAGCGGCUGACCGUGGAGAUUCUGCACGCCGCCGACAUCAUGGCGCUGGACGCUAACGGUCUAAGCGACCCAUUUGUGAUCGUGGAGCUGUGUCCUCACCACCUCUUCCCUCUGGCCAAGAGUCAACGCACGCAAGUGAAGCUGAAGACGCUCCACCCCGUCUUUGACGAGCUCUUUUACUUCCACGUGAGCCCCGAGCAGUACCGACACAGAUUCGCCUGUUUGACCUUCACUGUGAUGGACUACGACUGGCUCUCCACCAACGACUUUGCCGGCGAGGCUGUGGCCCCCCUCAGUGACUUCUGCUGGCCAGGGAGGCCCAACGCCACGGCGGCCGGCAAGAGCGUGCAGCCUUUCAUCCUCCACCUGUCUCGCAGCAAACCCAGCGAGAAACCCAUCAUGAGUCUGCUGGACGCUCGUGUCGGCGACAGGGAGGCUCAGGAGUUUGUCCGCAGGCUGAAGGAGAUUGAGAAGUCCAUGGAGGAGGAGUGAGCGCCGCGUAUCGAUGUUCUCUGACCGCGUGUUGCCACCUGUGCUCUUGUACCGGUACCAUGUUUACAAUUAUACUUCUUUUUUUCCCCCCCACUUCUAUUUCUAAACCAUCUUUCAUUGUUUGUUGGGACCAAAAUGACAAGUUCAGAGCGUCCCGUCACUGUGCAAGCCUAUUUUUUAGGAACGGUCUACUCUUCUAUACUGAAUGUGACUAGUCUAUAUUUUGUAACGUUAUCUUUGGCGUGUAUUUGAUAUGAUAGUGUAAGCGACUAUUUUGUGCAAGUAGCAUCCAGUUAAAAGUCUCCGAUCUUUACCUCAGUGUGUUUGUGCGAGGCCGAGGGGUUCAACGCCAACAUUUUGAUUGACACUUGCGUCACUUUCAGAUCAGUGGGGGAGGGGGCGGCUCAGGUCACUAAAAUAUCUUUCGAACGACGUGAAAGGACCAAAUCUUACAUCACCAUCAAGGUAUUUGUAGCUAUUAUACUAGUUUGUUUAUUCCUUAAUUGCCGUUCUAUAUUUUUUUUUAAAUAUAUGUAAAAAAAAUAACAUGAUUAAUUAUCUAUAGCUAUUUAUCAUUUUGCAUAUUAUAUUAAUAGAAAGUGGAUGUCAAUAGCCGUUUAAUUGCUGUAGUAUUUUUUAUUUAUUUAUAAAUGAUUAUGUAUAUUUUUUUAAAUGCAACAUUUUAUUCAGAAAAUAUAAUUACCAUCAAUAGGCGUGCACAAAAAAAUCGAUUCACAUCCGAUUUGCGAUCCGAUUUUAAAUCGAUACAUAAUUUUCAAAAAUAAAUAUUUCAUAUAGGAAUACAUUUUUAAUAAUAAGUUUUCAGGCCAUCUCCGUGCAACCUGUUUUGAAAAAGUUUCAUUAUAGUUAUUAUACCAAAUAAUACAUUUCACGAAUCGUGUUGAAUCGAGAAUCGAUUCUGGGUCGAAUCGGAAUUGGAUCGAAUCGUUAAGUGCCCGAGGAUUCACACCCCUAACUUUCAUGAUGGAAUAUAUUGAAUUAAAAAAUAUAUUAUGGUAAAAUGACAUAACAAAAAUGUUGGUGAAUGCCAUUAAUGACAGUUGUUUUAUCAUAAGAAUUUAGUAGGAUGUUCCCAUCUGUUAAACAUAAACGUGAUUUUUUUUUAAUUAUAAUUAUGUAAUAAAGUAUACAUUUAUUAAAUAUUCAUUUAAUAAUUGCAUUAAUUAUAAGUUUAGUAUAAUACAAAUACUAUAUCCAAAUAUGAGCAAAUUCAUUGUUUUCGUAGCAUUAAUAUGUUUUCAAUGUAGCAUAUCCGCCAUCUUAAUGGAAUGGAUUGAGCUUUUUUUAUACUGAGAUUUAUUAUUAUGAUUAUUUUAAGCCCGGUUUUAAUAGUUCUUCAACUUUGGGGAAUUUUCCUACUAAACUGCUGCAAGGUAUUUCAGCUACAGCAUUUAAAAACAACCAUAAAGCUGUCAUAUUUGCAUAAUUGUAAUCCGUCAUGUUGAUUUUUAACACUUAAACUAAA